Molecule: messenger RNA, 4239 nt
Organism: Hyaloscypha bicolor E
Lineage: Eukaryota; Fungi; Ascomycota; Leotiomycetes; Helotiales; Hyaloscyphaceae
Exons: 4
Coding region: 267-3980 (1237 amino acids)
Source: RefSeq, a predicted model, not a curated record
GUUCGAAUAUGAACUGGACACUCGUCGAGAUUCGCGAAAGCUGGCUGAGUCUCUCCUUUAAAUUUCUCGAGGCUCGCUUCUUCACGAACGGAACGAUUCCUGCAUAACCAUUAAAAUUCGCCGCGUACCUCGUCAAAAUUUCCUCUCAAUCCCAUGUCAGAGACACGCGCGAUGUAAUCGCAGAGUGGCCAGCAUCUGCCUCUUCCUGUUCCCUGAUACUUUGCUUCCAUACUCCAACCAAUGCUGCGUCUGAAUGACAUGUCACGAUGCCGACUUACCACAUCCACGACACAACAGUGAAGCUGUGUGUUUGGGACCCGGACCAACCGCCGAAACGCUGCAUCGGGAGGCAGCGCACAGGCGGACCAUAUACCUACCCACCUCCACCAUAUGGACGAGACGUUGAGCCAUUGAAAGAGCAACAUGAAGGGGUCGAGUUUCUCGGCUCUGACAUGCCUUUCUGGAUCGUUAAUGCUGGCCACGACUUGUUCUUCAAGACGCGUCAGACUUCUAGCGCCAUCACAAAGCCAAGCGUUGAGCGGAGACAAGAAGAACCAGUUCCUGCCAAAGAAGAUCACAAGAACCCCGAUAUCCAACCAACAAAGGAACUCCAGUCAUCUGCUCAUGACUUUCACAACGACGAUGGCGAUUCCGUUCUCUCCUCUAUCUCGUCCUCGAUGUUUGCAGAUUCUAGCCCACUAGAGACCGAGGAGAGUGCACCUCAAGACGCGAGUUCUGUGAGGAAUGGAAAUCGCCGCGGAUGUGUCCAACGAAAGCCCAAAAGCCUACCACAACUAGUGCAAGGUACCGUUUCCAAGCCCAUCACAACCGCAAUUCCAGUCAUGGUCGAGCUCUCUCUGUCGAAGAACUCAUUCAUGGAGUCGAUCAUAACGAAUGAUACCCAAGACAUCUGCGUUAACGUCUUUUUUAAUGGAGAAUUUGCCUCUUCGAGAGUCUUUCGAUCCCACACAGCUGAACUCCUCACUGCUGAACAGAAGGAUCAGUUUUUUGGAGGGCGAAAAAUUGAUACACACCUCGAGGUACCCUGGGUUAUCUUGCCAGUGACAAAUGAUGAUACCUCUCCGUCGGAGAAAUCACAUGAGAGCUCAAGUUUUGAAGACAGGUGGGACAAAGUCAACAAACUUCUGCUCCAGGAAGCACGUGAAUGGGGGCGGGUAGGCAAGUAUAAGAUGCUCAGAUCUCCAGUGGGCGAGUACUUGGCGGAACUUUCGAAGAAAUCAGUGCCACAGAACAUAAAGAAUAGUGGUACAGUAGGUCGUCAAGGCGGCAUCAUCGACGUCGUAAUUUCCGUCGGAAGAUCAAUUACGGUACCUCAGUGGAUUGAUAUUAUCAAACCUCGUCGGAAACUCCCCGAAUACAUUUGUGCCAAGAGUCAACAGCUAUUCGUUGUCCCUGAAGAGUUGAAGCCUCAGGACAAAGCCCAAAUAGUUGCGGAAUUUGAGCGCGAGGAGAAUAACAGAGAGUCUGAUUCCAUCACAAAGCAAGAACCUCGAAGACAUAAUUCUGACGAUGGGUACUAUUUCAGCACGGUCAACACAAGAAAGGUUCCUCUAAAGGACUCUACAGACGAAUCAACUCCCACACCAUCCAUGUUAGUGGGCCAAUCUAUGGAGCUGCAAGAGGAUCCACCAUCAAGCCAGCCGCUCGCUUUAGUCACGUCAUCGGCGCAAUUGAAGCGUGGAGGUUCUCUUCCUGCAAUGCAUUCGUCAAUGCCUCGAUCAGCGAUGAAGAACAAAGAUACCGCAAGACCAACGACCCCUACACAGCCUCGACAUCCGAACAAGCCCAAAGUCACUCCGCAGAAGUCAUACAAGGGUCCCACGCCAUCGCCUAAAGGCCAAAAACAGAAUCCGUGGGAGUACAUUCCGUUUGACGCGGAUAAAUCGGUUACUUAUUCGACAAGAUCCAAGCGAUCCAAGUCGAUCCCUGCCUCGUCUCCAGACAAUCUUCGAGGUCAAGAGUUGGUGGACAAUUAUCUGACAUUGCGUAAUAGACAACUUGAAACACUGCCCUCAACUCCAUUUGAAUGUCUCCCACACCCUGAACCUUUUGGAGAUGGGAUUUCUUUUACGCCAGGAGUGAGUUCUGAGAUGGACAGUAGCCCAUGUCGGCCUUCUACCAGAUCCGAUCAACAGCCAAGCUCCAUGCUUCAUGAAGCCGAAGACAUGUCUAAAGAAGAUAGACUGGGAUUGGACGGAGCUGGUGAUGCGCGAAAGCGUAAGUCUGACUCGAGCAUAGCCUCUGAAAAUACGCCAACCAGAUCUUCUAAGAGAAAGCGGGGGCCAUCUGGAUCUCGCAACACAUCUUUGGGAAGUAGCGAGAGUCCACCUAUCCUACAUCCGAAGAGUGCCAAGCGCACCAACAUGGUCUCAAAGGACAACAAAGUCUCUAGUCGCAUUCCGAGACUCGAACAAGAAGCUUGUGAUCAGCCCACAAUGGAUGUGAAAGGCUCUCAAGCGCAAGAAGAGUUCAUGGGGCCACUAAAAAAGUCCCGAGCCAGCCAGCCUCAAGAGCCAGCCGACAAGAAACAACGAAGACAUUCGGGAGCCAUGUCAGCUCGAGAACUCAGCUCCUUGCUUACGCCUCAUAAGCCAGCUACAGGCGUCAACGCCUCCUUCGGGGCAUCAUUCGCUGAAACUAGCUCAACUCGUUCGACCAGGAAUCUCACUGCCAGACAAGAGAAGGUAAUCAGUGAGCUGAAAGCCGAAAGGUUACAAUUCAAUCUUCCCAAGGUCACUGCUACUUACAAGAAACCAGCUCUUGUCAUAACAGGGGUGAAUAGCACCACACAUAAAAUUACGACUCAAACCCCGGUCCAAAACCCCCUCGAAACAUCUCGAAACAAACGUUCAGAGCCGACACCAGAUACUGACGAGAGCCAGACAGCAAAAUGCAGAACUGCCAAGGGAAGAUUUGCUAAGGCCAAGAAGCCCGGGCAAGCUGUAUCGAAGAACAUGAAGAGAGGCCAGGAGGGGGUAGAAGCAUCAAUGACUCCUCUAUCGACUACACAGGAGACCGUAAAGGUCCAAGGACAAAAGAUGAUGCCCACUCAGUCUGACACAAAAGUUCAGGCAGAUCAACCAAACGACGAGUCGAUCGCCAUGCCCAUCUCUUACGAUAACUUCUGGCGCAACUUUGGUGAAUCGCUCGAAAAACCAGAAGUAGGAUCCUCCAUGAAGCUGAAGCUCGACGUCGACCCAGGAGUUGCGAAUGUACGCAACUCCAAACCGCAUCCGAGAUCACACCGAGGAAUGAACACACCAACCCCAACUAGUCCGGCUGUCACAAUACCGAAGGACCUCGAAACACCAAUCAGUUCGGCACAUACGAUAUCAUCAAGUGCCACAAUGAAGUACACCGCUGGCACUAGAAGCACGACGUCCUUUCGAAAAGUGUUAACGCCCACACCGGCAUUGCCAGUCCCGCAAAUCAGCGCCGACUUACCGAACCCAGCAAGCAGAGAACCGCUAGAUCCACGUCCAAACCCUGUCCAGAGCUCACGCCCGCGUAGACCAGCAUCUGGACCAAUUACUGUGGCAACCACGCCCUCGGCAUCUACACCAGGAAGCCGACAACCCUUGUCUUCAAGUCCCAAAGUUUUCCCGAGGCCUGGUUCACGCCGCUCAGCAUCUGGACCAAUUACUUUUGCAACGUCAACGCCCACUGGAAGGUUGUUUUCAACAGCCCAGGAGUCUCGUCCACCGCGCCCUUCGAAAUCCGCCGAUCUAGCAUGGAAGCCAAAUUCCCUUUGCGCAGACUCAGUAGUUUCCUACGCAACAGAAAAGAUGGCGAAGAAGUGGUCCGACAAGGAAUACGUUUCACGGUCAGGUUGUGCAUACAGGGGUACGAUGGCGGAGAAAGAGACUCCCUUUCGAGCGAGUGGUAUCUUGAUGGGUGUUAGAUUUGUUCUUGGUGUAGGAACUCGUGAGGGUGAAGAUGAAUCAGGAAUGAAAGAGUGAAGGAAUGAAGGAACGAAGGAACGAGAGAGCACGUGGUAUGAUUCGCUGGAUGAAGACAAUGUGAAGUACGAUUUCCUUUGCUGUUGCUAGAUCUCGAGGCACUUGCUAUUUGCACUCGCCAGAGGGACUGUGUUGUGCAGUCUUUGGCGCACAAAAUGGGCAGCAACCAUUUCACAUUUGCUAUGUAUGAGUAGAAGACAUUAAAUAGCUUUGACAACGGCUCCAGUUUAAUGUAACUCCGUCUGAAUCGUGAUGAACC